CCACUCUUCAAUAACAUCACUGGGACUCUACCGAGAGAGCGUGGGCUUUGAGGAGAACAGACGUUUACGUCUUAUAGUUCGUCUCGAGGACUUUACUGACAUCGUCAAAUAAGGUGCAAUGGUGGAAGAGGAGCAAUUUGUGAAUAUAGACUUGAAUGAUGACAACAUCUGCACCAUCUGUAAGCUGGACACAGACACUGGAACGCUGUCCUUCUGUCACGUCUGCUUCGAGCUGAGCAUUGAGGGUGUGUCCACUGCCACUCUGCUGCACUCCACAUCUUUGCGUGGGCACAGGGACUGCUUUGAGAAGUACCAUCUCAUUGCCAACCAGAAGGUCUCACAUGCCAAGGCCUCACACAGUACCUAUGAGGGUGUCAAGCGGGCACUCAGCCAGCAGCUUAGACGCAUUGUGCAGUAUGCCCAGAACAGAGACUCUGGCUCCAAGCACCAGCUCCUGUUUCACACACAGCAGGGUGACAGGAACUUGAUGCCCCAGUCAUGUGCCCAGGUCCCUCGAUAUGCCCCUCACUGGGUGGAGGGUACGUGUUCAGGUCAAACAGUGGAUCUGGAACUCGUGCAGGACUCUGGGCAGCUAUGGGGCAAUGGUCAAAAGCACACAUUGCAGGGAGGAGGAGCAGAUCAGCGGGAGAGACAAAAUUUAUUCAGCCAAGAGGAAUUGGUGAAAAUGACUGUGGAAGAGCUUCAUCAGCUGAAGUCCCAGCUGCUGCUUCAGAUUCAAGAGGUGUUUGAAAAUCUUUCAGUAGCUGUGCAGGAGAAGGACUCCUUGACAUCCCAGCUCCAUGUCCGCCACAUUGCCAUUGAGCAGCUCUUUAAGAACUGCGGCAAACUCCCAUGGCUUCAGAUUGGCCGUGCAGGGGUCAAAACUUACAAAGCCUCAGUGGAGUGAAGUGUGAGUUGUUCCUGGUGGAUUAAUGAACCGUCUCCAGGUUUGUGGAGAGCAGAAUAAAGGUUUUACUCGAGUCAAUUGCUUUUCACUCCCUGUGAAUCUUUUUAUUAAAAGGGUUGAGAAGUUUGUUGUCUCCUGUUCAGAAACGGCAAGAACAAUUUUGAAAGAGAUUUAACACGUGAAGUUUUGGACCUUCUUUAAGGUGGACCUGUGUUUACUAUGCAGACUGAGGUCAGACUGACCAUGGCCUCAUCAACAUUAACUUGAAUAAUGUUUUUAUUACUUUUGUUAUAAAAUGUUUGAACAUUUCUAUUUAUUGCUCUUUUUUUUUUUUUUUUUUUUUUUUUUUUUUUUUUUUUUUUUUUUUUUACUUUUACUUUUACUUUUAGAGCAGCAGAUGCCUCUAUAACUGUGUAUGAAAGAGUCUGGAGGGUUGGCCUCUGGUGUAACUGUGGUAAUGGUUGUUUUGUUAAGAAGGGAGUGAUUUCUCUCUGAUUGUUGCAGUGGAAUUGUGGUUUAUAAAACACUUCUCUGUUGUGUACCAGUGCAAAACAAUAUAAAGAUUGGGUAUUUAAACCUUAGGCUUCCACAAGAUGUUUGACAAUGCCACUGAAUCUGCUACAAUUUGAUUUAUUAGGCUCUUGUAGAUACCCGAGAAUCUUUGCUCAAAAUUUAGGGUCUUCUGUUAAUUGCAAAUGAUGAUGUAGAGAAGGACUUAUUCAAGUAUCACAGUUAUAGUUGAAACUCCUUGCUAAUCUUGUUAAGACAAUAGUUUUUAGUUCUUGUGAUUAUUGCCUGGUUUCAUUUCAAGCUAAGCUUUUGAAUCAAUGCACUGCUUUUUUGUGAGUCUAAAAUUCCCCUUCACGCUCUUCCUAGGUAGGUUAGGAUAUCAUUGGUUAUCAGAUAAUCAAUUAUUCCUGUAUGUUUAGAAUUACUUGAGGCUGUUUAAUAGGGAUUUUAUGCACCUUAAAAGGGCCUAACCAAAGUCUUGUCAUAAGGUAACAUAAUUUAGUGUUUAUAUUUUAAGUAAAGUUGGAUGAAUGACAUUUAUGCACAUUUUCAUUUCCUUGAAAUAUUUUUUUAGCCUUUGAAUAUGUCAUCCUUUUUUUUUUAAAUUGUGAACAUAUGUAGUGUUUAUUUAUUUAGAAACUUACUGUACAAUAUUAUUUUAGAAUUUCAUUCAUUUUGUCCAAGAUAAACUCUGGAGGUGAGGGCGCCAUCUGGUGGUUGUACCAAAAACUCUUCACAAUUAGAUCACUUAAUGCAGCCUACUGAUAAUGGCACUGAACUUUAUUUUUUUUAAACAUAGCUGUUUGAAUGUGUCAUUUUAAAUGUAAAGUAUUUUGUUCAAGAGAAAAAAAAUGCUUCUCUUUGUAAGAGACAUAUUUUACUUGACCCAAUAGUGGGUUGUAUGAAAAGUGUUGUGCAUGUUUGGUGCUUGAUAUGCUGUACAAAGUUGUUCUCAUCAGCAUUAUUGUAUGCAUGUCGGUUCUGCUUAUAUAUAACUAUAAAGCUGUCAGAUUUUAUGUUGAAUCAGUACUUUGUGUCUUAAAGCCCAUGUACGUUUUCAGGCUGAUAACAAUGGAUUGAGAAACAGACUUUGGAUUUCAACAGAUAUCUGGGGCUACAGGGUUACAUACAAACUGCUUACCAAAUCAAUUGUUAAUUUAAAGUAAUGUUUGGCACAUACAAUUGUGAGGUUGGUUAUCAGUUCAGUUUUCUUUUUCUUUUUAAAUGUGUGUUUGGUUUGGUUUGGUUUGCAUAUUGUGUGGUUUUGUGUUUUGUUUCUCCAACAGCCCAUGCAAUAAUGUGUGAUUGUGUGGUGGUCUGAGUGAUGAUUCAUAUGUUAUCUUUAAAACCAGUAAAUAAAUAUACACAAUAUUUUAUUAAACAUG
Molecule: messenger RNA, 2802 nt
Organism: Tachysurus fulvidraco (yellow catfish)
Lineage: Eukaryota; Metazoa; Chordata; Actinopteri; Siluriformes; Bagridae
Gene: c20h21orf91
Product: chromosome 20 C21orf91 homolog
Exons: 5
Coding region: 119-907 (262 amino acids)
Source: RefSeq, a predicted model, not a curated record